Aplysia californica (California sea hare) is the source of this 2702-nucleotide messenger RNA. Its product is annotated as protein unc-93 homolog A. The transcript is spliced from 4 exons. The record is from RefSeq and is a predicted model, not a curated record. The coding region runs from base 1079 to 2647 and encodes 522 amino acids. NCBI's taxonomy places the organism in Eukaryota, Metazoa, Mollusca, Gastropoda, Aplysiida, Aplysiidae.
GUAAUAUUAUCUACAAAACGAAUGGUCUCACUGUCGUCUGAAAAUGUAUUUCCUCAGCACGACAAGUCAGUCAAAACAAACCAGAUUGAACCGACUUUUUAAAAUGGCAAUAUAAAAAACCCCCCAACAACAACCAGGGAAAACGAGUUGCUCAACUAGAGAGAGACACAUUCAAGACCACGGGGUAGAGCAGCCCGUAGUCACGAUAUAACUAUGUAAAUUUGGUUAAAAACAAUCCACUCCACUAGCCCAUGAACCAGUUCGAUGCCAAUCGGGGAAAUUAAUCAACCAACCGGGUUCUUUAUUCGGAUAUUUCCAGCUUCCAUCAUCGAUCACUCCGCGUUGAACUCACAAUCACAGCAGUUGUAGUACCGGUAGCAGUCACAGUACGCGAGACGACAGCGAGGGGCACGUCGCUCUUCACUGCAAAACUACACGCAUCAGGAUAGGCCUAUAGUGGUAAAGCUGAACCUUUGCCCAGAUAGCUGGUUCACGCAGAAAGCAAACAAAAAAGACACUGCAUGUACAGGUUUUGUACCGGGCACAUGUGGUGCGAUGAAACAGACCUGCCGGUGCGUGGAGAGCUUAUCACGAGUAUCGGCAUAGACCCCCAGCUUGAAAGAAUCAGUUUACGUAACGGCAUCUAUUCUUUAUUGUUCUUUCCUUUCGUAACGUGUGCCAGCUUGUUUACGGUCAAGACACUAGGGGGCACUAAUAAACAGUUCCAUUUCAAGUUGGCGUAGGCGACGCUUAGAUCUGAAUAGUGGUAAACCCAUAUUAUAGAUCAAGUUGUGUACCCGCAAUUUCACCCGAUUUUCUUAAGUUUUCGAGAGUAAAUAAAAAGUCAUAAAGUCUUUACACCAGCUAUACCAAUUUAGUGUACACUAAGUAAGAAUAAAUAAGAAUCUACCAACUGUCUUGAUAACGAACGACUUGUGAAGAAUUUCAACGCUGCUUCAACGUUAUUGUUAUAAAUAAUAUAUGGGAUAUCACAUAAGCAGGACACAAGUGUGAACAUUCUUUGGACUCCUGACCCCAGUGAUAUUUGUGUGUCUUCUCGAACAAGCUGCGAAUCGCCAUGGCAACUUUUAAGGAAAGAGAAUCUCUCCUUCAUCCCCCGGAAGUUACUUCCUCCGCUACCAUGUCUUCCACCAUGUCAGAGAAAGACAAAACGGCAGACGCCGAAGUCAGCUGUACCCCAGAGAUACCGGGCGCUGAAACGCCCACGUGCGUGUCCUCACCAAUGAACACAUGUCUGGUAUUAUCUCUGUCCUUCACCUUCGUCUACACAGCUUACCUGGCAAUACAGAAUCUCCAAAGCAGUCUGAACCAGGAAGAGAAUCUCGGAGUGAGCUCUCUGUCUGUGCUCUACGGUACCAUUAUCAUAUGCGGGACUAUGGCGCCAACUCUUAUUCGUCUGAUUGGCGCGAAAAAUGUAAUGCUCACUGCCUGGUUAAUCCACGCCAUCUACACCGCCUGCAACUUCUACCCGACGUGGGGGACGCUUAUUCCAGCGUCCGCGCUCAUGGGUGCCAUUGCGGCGCCGAUGUGGACUGCGCAGGGUAUUUACAUCACUUCCGCCGGGGAAUCUUACGCGAAGAUGUUUUUCUCUGCCAUCCCGACGAGCGAGGCGCUGCAUGCCGUACUGAGCAAGUUCAACGGAAUCUUUUUUAUGUUCUACGAGAUGACACAAAUUACAGGUAAUCUCAUUUCUUCCUUCGUUUUGUCAUCUGGAAGUUACAACUCCACGAACAGUAACGAGCCUAAAGUUUGUGGCGUGCAUGUGUGUGACACUGCAGACACGGGAUCCAACACAAGUUCUUCCUCUGAAGUAGAAGAGCCUGAAAAAGACGUGGUAUACAUUCUACUGGGUGUUUUCUUAGCUUGUAACAUUGUGGGCUUUCUGGUCACAGCUUUUUUCCUCCCCAAGUUGAAGAAUCCAGAGAAGGAUUCAAACGUCACUGGCGGCUGUUCAGAGAUGUUUGGCUGCAUGAAGAUGGUGGUCGACAGUCGGAUGGUGUUGCUGAUACCUCUGUUUAUGGGCCAGGCUAUGGCGGUAGGAGUCCUGUAUGGAGAUUAUACGAGGGAUUACAUCAGCUGUGGUAUCGGCAUUCAAUGGGUAGGCUACAUUAUGACGUCAUACGGAGUUUGCACAGCCGUCUUCGCAAUCAGUAUCAACUCCCUGGCUCGUCACAUGGGCCGCUUGUCGCUCUUCAUCAUCGCGGUCUUGGCAGACGUGAGCACCCUAGUCGCCAUGUUGAUCUGGUCCCCUGCCGGAAACGAGUACGUCGCCGUGUACUUCCUGAUCCCGGCUGUUUCUGGGAUCUCUGAAGGCAUUAUGCAAGCACAGUUUAACACUCUUGUGGCUCAAGUGUUCUCCGACAACAUGACUCCGGCUUUUGCGACCUAUCACACGUCUAAAGCCACGUCCUUCACCCUGACCUUUGUACUCUCCACCUUUGUGUGUCUGCGGUACCGUCUCUUCAUUUCCAUCGGCCUGUACGGACUGGGGCUUGUAGGGUAUUUGAUCACAGAGUUCCGCCUAAAACGUCGAGCUACUUACACCGACAAGCACGGGCAAACAGAGGUCAAGAAACAGUCUGACAUCGUCGACAACACAACGAAACACAACAGCGGACUUCAAUAAGCAUUGAGAACUGUUCAUUACUCAAUAUUGCCGAAUAAAAACGAAUUCACUCUUA